AUGGAGAACAAGUGUAUAUUGUAUUUUCUGUUUCUGUCAUCUAUUUUUAUGACUCUACUCAGAGCAGAAACAGAAGAUGAGAAAAUAUACAAAGAGUUCUCUGCAGAUAUUGGAGUUACUAAAAAUAAAAUCAUGACAGCUCAAUUUGAGUGUUACCAAAAAAUAAUGCAAGACCCUAUUCAACAAAAAGAAGGCCUUUACUGCAACAGAACUUGGGAUGGAUGGUUGUGUUGGAAUGAUGUGGCAGCAGGAACGGAGUCAAUGCAGCGCUGUCCCGAUUACUUUCAGGACUUUGACCCAUCAGAAAAAGUUAUAAAGAUUUGUGACCUAGAUGGAAACUGGUUUAGACAUCCAGCAAGUAACAGAACAUGGACAGAUUACACACGGUGUACUCAAAACACUCCUCAGAUAGUGAAGACUGCAAUGAAUUUGUUUUACCUGACUAUAAUUGGACAUGGAUUAUCUAUCGCAUCACUACUUAUCUCACUUGGUAUAUUCUUUUAUUUCAAGAGCCUAAGUUGUCAAAGGAUUACCUUGCACAAAAAUCUGUUCUUCUCUUUCAUUUGUACCUCUAUUAUGACAAUUAUUCACCUCACUGCAGUUGCCAACAACCAGGCCCUCGUGGCUUCAAAUCCUGUGAGCUGUAAAGUGUCCCAGUUUAUUCAUCUGUACCUGCUGGGCUGUAAUUACUUUUGGAUGCUGUGUGAAGGCAUUCACCUACACACUCUCAUUGUGGUGGCUGUGUUUGCUGAGAAGCAGCACCUCAUGUGGUAUUAUUUUCUUGGCUGGGGAUUUCCAAUGAUUCCUGCUUGCAUACACGCUGUUGCCAGAAGCAUAUAUUAUAAUGACAACUGCUGGAUCAGUUCUGAUACUCAUCUCCUUUACAUCAUUCAUGGCCCAAUUUGUGCUGCUCUACUGGUUAACCUCUUUUUCCUAUUAAAUAUUGUACGUGUUCUCAUCACAAAAUUAAAAGUUACUCACCAAGCAGAAUCUCAUCUCUACAUGAAAGCUGUGAGGGCAACCCUUAUCCUGGUGCCAUUGCUUGGAAUUGAAUUUGUACUGUUACCAUGGCGACCUGAGGGCAGGACUGCUGAAGAAAUAUAUGACUACAUCAUGCACAUCCUCAUGCACUACCAGGGUCUUUUGGUCUCUACAAUCUUCUGUUUUUUUAAUGGAGAGGUUCAAGCAAUUUUGAGAAGAAACUGGAAUCAAUACAAAAUCCAAUUUGGAAACAGUUUUUCCCACACAGAAGCUCUCCGUAGUGCAUCUUACACUGUGUCAACCAUCAGUGAUGGUCAAGGUUACAAUCAUGAUUAUCCUAGUGAACACUCAAAUGGAAAAAGCAUCAAUGAUAUUGAAAAUGUUAUUUUUAAACCAGAGAAGUUUUAUGCUUAAUAAUAGA
Molecule: messenger RNA, 1402 nt
Organism: Elephantulus edwardii (Cape elephant shrew)
Lineage: Eukaryota; Metazoa; Chordata; Mammalia; Macroscelidea; Macroscelididae
Gene: CALCRL
Product: calcitonin receptor-like
Exons: 12
Coding region: 1-1395 (464 amino acids)
Biological process (GO): angiogenesis; adenylate cyclase-activating G protein-coupled receptor signaling pathway; cell surface receptor signaling pathway
Cellular component (GO): plasma membrane
Molecular function (GO): calcitonin gene-related peptide receptor activity; calcitonin receptor activity; adrenomedullin receptor activity
Source: RefSeq, a predicted model, not a curated record